CCCCCGCCCGGCUCUCCGCGCCCCUCCCGGGCGCCGGGGCGGCGGGGCCGUCGGCGUGCGGCCCUCCGUGCGUCUGCACGUGCGCCGAAGCGCGGCUCCGCGUCCGCCGCCUGCGGCGCGCCCCGCGACACCGAGGCCGAGCGGGGGCUGGGGGCUGCCCGCCAUGACCCCCCGGAGCGCGGCGUGAGGGGGCCGAGAUGCGGUGACCUGCCAGCCCCUGCCGCGGCCUGCCUCCUCCAGUCGCCCCAUUUCUGCACGCCCUGGGGGGCCCGCCCCCCCUCCCCCCACUGCUGGGAGCCAUGUCGACCUCCUCGCUGCGGCGCCAGAUGAAGAACAUCGUCCACAACUACUCGGAGGCCGAGAUCAAGGUCCGUGAAGCCACGAGCAAUGACCCCUGGGGCCCGUCCAGCUCCCUCAUGUCUGAGAUCGCUGACCUCACCUACAACGUGGUGGCCUUCUCGGAGAUCAUGAGCAUGAUCUGGAAGCGGCUCAAUGACCACGGCAAGAACUGGCGACACGUGUACAAGGCCAUGACGCUGAUGGAGUACCUCAUCAAGACCGGCUCGGAGCGCGUGUCGCAGCAGUGCAAGGAGAACAUGUACGCCGUGCAGACGCUGAAGGACUUCCAGUACGUGGACCGCGAUGGCAAGGACCAAGGCGUGAACGUGCGCGAGAAGGCCAAGCAGCUGGUGGCCCUGCUGCGCGACGAGGACCGACUGCGGGAGGAGCGCGCCCAUGCGCUCAAGACCAAGGAGAAGCUGGCGCAGACCGCCACGGCCUCCUCAGCCGCCGUGGGCUCGGGGCCCCCGCCCGAGGCAGAGCAGGCCUGGCCGCAGAGCAGCGGGGAGGAGGAGCUGCAGCUCCAGCUGGCUCUGGCCAUGAGCAAGGAGGAGGCCGACCAGCCCCCGUCCUGCGGCCCCGAGGAUGACGUCCAGCUUCAGCUGGCCCUUAGUUUGAGCCGCGAGGAGCACGAUAAGGAGGAGCGAAUCCGGCGUGGGGACGACCUGAGGCUGCAGAUGGCCAUAGAGGAGAGCAAGAGGGAGACGGCUGGCCAGGAGGAGUCAUCCCUCAUGGAUCUUGCUGACGUCUUCACGGCCCCGGCUCCUCCUCCGGCCACGGACCCCUGGGGGGCCCCAGCGCCCAUGGCCGCUGCCAUCCCCACGGCUGCCCCCACCUCAGACCCUUGGGGGGGACCCCCUGUCCCUCCGGCUGCUGAUCCCUGGGGUGGUCCAGCCCCUACACCGGCCUCCGGGGACCCCUGGAGGCCUGCUGCCCCUGCAGGGCCCCCGGUUGACCCUUGGGGUGGGACUCAGGUCCCAGCCGCUGGAGAGGGGUCUGCUCCUGACCCAUGGGGGAGCUCAGAUGGUGGGGUCCCCGUCAGCGGACCCCCGGCCUCUGAUCCCUGGGCACCAGCCCCAGCCUUCUCAGACCCCUGGGGGGGGUCACCUGCCAAGCCCAGUACCAACGGCACCACAGGGGUUGGGGGGUUUGACACGGAGCCCGACGAGUUCUCUGACUUCGACCGACUGCGCACGGCCCUGCCGACCUCCGGGAGCAGCACUGGGGAGCUGGAGCUGCUUGCUGGAGAGGUGCCUGCCCGCAGCCCUGGUGCGUUCGACAUGAGUGGGGUUGGGGGCUCUCUGGCCGAGGCUGUGGGGAGCCCCCCACCUGCCACCCCAACCCCGACCCCACCCACGCGGAAGACGCCUGAGUCAUUCCUGGGGCCUAACGCAGCCCUGGUCGACCUGGACUCGCUGGUGAGCCGGCCGGGCCCCACUCCGCCAGGAGCCAAGGCCUCCAACCCCUUCCUGCCAAGUGGAACCCCGGCCGCUGGCCCCUCCAUCACCAACCCCUUCCAGCCCACACCCCCUGCGACGCUCACCCUGAACCAGCUGCGGCUCAGCCCCGUACCCCCGGUCCCUGGAGCACCACCGACCUACAUCUCUCCCCUUGGUGGGGGCCCUGGCCUGCCCCCCAUGAUGCCCCCGGGACCCCCAGCACCCAACACUAAUCCCUUCCUCCUAUAAUCCAGGGCGGGAGGGGGGCUUCCCCCAUUUCUGCUGCCUGGGCGACCAGUGUUGUGAGUGCAUGUGAAGCGGGGGACCCCUGCCCCCACCCAGUACCCUUCCCCCUCCUGGGGCCCACUCACACUACACCCUCUUCCCACGCCCCCCACCCCACCUCCCUGAGAGAAACUGGACAUGGGGGAUGGGCAGGGUGCUGGCCAGAGGAAGAUCCUUCCCAUGGCAUUAGAAGGGGGAGGGACAGCUGGGGGUCCCCCACCUACUCCCCUUCCCUCCAACUCCUGACUGGCCCCUCAAUCAGUGUUUGAGCCUCCUCGUCCCCUUCCACACCCCUCGGUGAAUCCUUGGUGAUGAUUUUGGCAACUUCGGGAAUAAAUGGCAAUUCUCAUGGGCACGGUG
This is a messenger RNA of Camelus dromedarius (Arabian camel), 2423 nucleotides long. RefSeq names its product epsin 1 (gene EPN1). NCBI's taxonomy places the organism in Eukaryota, Metazoa, Chordata, Mammalia, Artiodactyla, Camelidae. The coding region runs from base 300 to 2027 and encodes 575 amino acids. Gene Ontology annotation, cellular component: endosome; plasma membrane; clathrin vesicle coat. The transcript is spliced from 11 exons. Gene Ontology annotation, molecular function: clathrin binding; phospholipid binding. Gene Ontology annotation, biological process: endocytosis. The record is from RefSeq and is a predicted model, not a curated record.